CAGAAGCUCAGUCGAAAACGACCCGCGAACAGAUCAUCAUGGAUCAUGAGACAGAGAAAGAAAAAGUGAAAAAAAUUAAGUGGCCGCAAUGGAUUGCUGGUACCGGAGUCACUCUUCUACUGCUGCAAAUAGGAAUGAUGUCGUCUUGGAGCUCACCGUACGUUGCCCAACUGACUUCGCCCGGUUCCCAGAUACCUAUGACAAUGGACAUGGCAUCGUGGGUAGUUUCGCUUAUAAACCUAGGCAGACUAUUUGGCGCCGUUUCUGGAGCCGUCGCCGUCAACUACCUCGGAACCAAAACAACGAUCCUCGUCACUAGUUUACCGAUAGCACUCUGUUGGCUCUUUACAAUCGUAGCUAAUCGAGUGGAAUGGUUAUACGCGGCUAGAUUUCUCGGUGGUGUCAGCCUGGGAAAAAUAUACAGCAGUUUUUCGCUUUAUCUAGGCGAAAUCGCAGACCCCACCAUUCGCGGAGCUUUAGUCGUUUUAGCCAUGGGCGGAUUAUCAAUAGGAAAUCUAAUAAUGGGCAUCAUGGGCGCAUAUUUAAGCUUGGAGAUUUCUGCCAGCGUAGCUCUUGUCUUCUGCAUUAUAUUGAUGAUAAUUUUUAUCUGGCUGCCGGAAUCACCGUAUCAUCUCGUCAAGAUAAAAGCGGAGAACAGGGCGCGAGCGUCUAUACUUUGGUACCAUCGUGACUGUGACGUAGAAUUUGAAUUGCAAUCUCUAAAGAAGUUCAUCGAAACGAAUAAUAGCCUGCCUUUCAUAGAUGUUGUAAAAGAGUUCAGAUAUACGCAUAUCUGGAAAGCACAGAUGCUUGUAUUUGUGCUCUUCGUGUACAGUCAAUUGAGCGGUAUGAACAAUGUAAUGUUCUACAUGGAGACCAUUUUACGAAAUGCACAAGUGACCGCCAUAGAACCGGCAGUGGUUGUAAUCAUAAGUACUGCUGCUGGGAUUGUCAGUUCUAUGAUCUCCAUGUUUCUAAUCGACAAGUACGGCAGACGCAUCAUGAUGCUGGUUGCCUGCUUCAACUCCGCCGUUUCGAUGAUCGGCUUGAGCACGACGUUUCAACUUCUCGACGCAGGCUACGCUGACAUUCAAGGUCUACCGAUCUUCUCGAUGAUAUUCUUCCAGGUGGCCACCUUCAUGGGCGUUCUUUCAAUACCCACCGCAAUAUUGGGUGAGAUCUUUCCGCCGCACAUUAAAUGCGUGGCUGGUUGUUUCGGCAGCAUCGUGGCCGGAGUAUUCGCUUUCCUCUCCACAUCGACUUAUCAGCCUUUGAUACAUCUAGUCACGGAGAAAUACGUGUAUUACAUCUACUCCUUACUAUUAAUGACCGCUGUACCGUUUACAAUCUUCUGCAUGCCUGAGACCAAGGGCAAGAGCUUGCAGCAGAUCCAGGAAGACCUGACGAAGAAAGGCUGAGUCGACUCGAGUGCGUUUAUCGAAUUAUUCGGAUAAUUUAUAGGACACUCGUGGUGGACGAUAACUCAGUUUCUCGCGUUCGUGGCGAAAGGUUUUUCAUGGUUCGUGUUGGUGCCAAGUAAUGUUACUGCGACCAUUAACGAUCUGAUAAAUUGCAAUCUCCCGCGGUUUUUUUUACCCUAUGCAAACAUUAUACGUUCAACAAUUUGCGCGCGAACAGUACCGCCGUUUUUCUAUUAUAGUGCUAUUGCUUGUUAUAUAUUUAACGCUUACGGUUGAUCUCUGAAUGUUGCCAUUAGCAGCAUCAGAGCAUCGUUACAAAGUUUCAAGGGCUUUUUGCAAGCCGAUAUCACAAUUUCUCAUAAAUGUUCGAAACGUUAUCUUCGAGCAUUUUGUUUGAAAAAUUUGUAUUUUGCUAAAUAAAAUAAACUUCUUCUUUGAUACA
Molecule: messenger RNA, 1863 nt
Organism: Linepithema humile (Argentine ant)
Lineage: Eukaryota; Metazoa; Arthropoda; Insecta; Hymenoptera; Formicidae
Product: facilitated trehalose transporter Tret1-like
Biological process (GO): transmembrane transport
Cellular component (GO): membrane
Molecular function (GO): transmembrane transporter activity
Source: RefSeq, a predicted model, not a curated record